This is a messenger RNA of Varroa destructor (honeybee mite), 677 nucleotides long. RefSeq lists its product as uncharacterized. The record is from RefSeq and is a predicted model, not a curated record. Gene Ontology annotation, cellular component: extracellular matrix. NCBI's taxonomy places the organism in Eukaryota, Metazoa, Arthropoda, Arachnida, Mesostigmata, Varroidae.
CUCUGUGAGACGGUGCUUAUUGCGUAUAGGGAAUUCUGAGUUUUACUCUGUUUAGUACAGUCGUUGUCGUCAUCGUCCGUUAAUAUAUUGGAGCCUAUCUUUCCAAAUGAAUCCGUCGUUCGCCGCCGUCUUUAUUGCUACGUAUUGCCUUAUGUUGACGAGGGUGACAUGGGGCCAACGUCGCCAAUCCCCAUUCAACCGUUUCGGAGCUCGCCUCCAAGGCGACAGUAGCAGGGGCCGGCACCAAAAUCUUUCUCCGAUUCCAGUACCAAAAGACUACGACUCGCUGGAGCCGUUUGAUUUUGCCUAUGCGUCCAAUGACGACGAAGGUUCACAUUCACACAACCAACACGGAGACACCAAUGGACGCGUCAAUGGUGAAUAUGAAAUUCAACUAGAGGAUGGACGCUCCCGGGUAGUCAGGUACUAUGCCGAUAAUUCGGGCUUUUACGCAGACGUUGUAACUAAUGAAUUAGGCACUGAAAGUCAAGAUCCCGCGGACGUGACGAUUCGGUCAUCGGCGCCUACCGGGCCCGAAGCCGCCGUAGCCACAAGGCGGAGUUCUCGGCCGCGCAGACCACAUUUCCAAGGAGGAUUCAGACAGAACCACAGACGUUUCCCAUAGAAUUCGUCGUGUAGAAUAUUAACGAAAACCCAUCACUUGAAUUGAAUUGAAA